This is a messenger RNA of Lytechinus variegatus (green sea urchin), 5527 nucleotides long. RefSeq lists its product as uncharacterized. The record is from RefSeq and is a predicted model, not a curated record. Gene Ontology annotation, biological process: negative regulation of transcription by RNA polymerase II. NCBI's taxonomy places the organism in Eukaryota, Metazoa, Echinodermata, Echinoidea, Temnopleuroida, Toxopneustidae. Gene Ontology annotation, molecular function: DNA binding; transcription corepressor activity; protein binding. Gene Ontology annotation, cellular component: nucleus.
GCCUGCAAAGUAUUCUAUAGCUCAAUAAAAGCACGCUGAAAAUCGCAUACACCACGUCCCGCAACGCCGACAGAGCACGCGGGUGAAAGAAAAAAGAAAAAGAUCGCAAGACUUCGUUGAAAUUUUUCUUUGGAGCCGAUGAUAGUGAUCCAUACAUUGCAAGAAAUCAAGAAACCCUGUUUAUGGCGUCAAUGGUUGUGUUUUUGUGCAUGACUGACCAAAUGUAAAACCCGCGAAAAUGAUACGCCACAACCAAGCCAAUGCUGUCGUCGCUCGUCGAAUGGAAGGAACCGCAAUGAAUGGACCGUCUAAUAAAAUGACCCAUGAGGCACAUAGGUUACCAGUGGCCGACCUUGGUUCUGUUGGAUCUGAUGAACCGUUGGACCUCAGCAAGCCGCUUGACCUGUCUAAAAAGAGCAACAAUUCCACUGUUCCUGCUGCACCACAGUCCUAUGUGUCCAACGGAACACCGCGUCAUGUCCAGUCUGAGGUCCAACCAAUCAACCUUCACACUAACUUUAACGGAAUGGACCAAACUAAAGUGCCUCCACUACGAUCGACAAAGUAUCCUCUACAAAGAGGAUUGGCGUACGUUCAGCCUCGGAAAGCACAGUUCUCUCGCAGUGGAGGAAGCGCAGAGGGAUCUGUUCCUGUUCCGCAAGCCAGCAAGAGUCCUCAAGCAAAGACCGGUGGCGCUGAUCGACAGGCCAUGAUGAAUUACGCAGCCAUGCAACAACGUGUUCGUACGGAGGCAGCUAACAUCGCAGCCUUGCAAGCUCAAGCUACGAAUGCAGCACAGGAAGCUGUCAAACAGGCUAUGGCCCGACAUGCAGCUACUGCUGCAGCCAAGCAGGCGAGGAAGGAAAUGGCGAAAUCGACGGUACCGACUGGUGAUGUCAACUACCGAUCUCAUAAUACUAGCAGGGUGUUUGAUGCUCAUAGGAAGAGCCUGGACACAGCUCGUACAGCUUCUGUUAAACCUGUACAACGGAUGUUGUCACCUUCGGAUAUUCGGACAUUAGCCAUUGAGAGGCAGCUCGCUCAGUUAUCAGCAAUGCAGUCAGACCAAGAUCUACUACGCGCAUAUCGUCAAAUGAUGUCAUUACCGAAAGCAAGUUCUGAUGUUUUUGCUAAACAAAUACCUAAUCGUCUGCAUACUUGCACCUCGUCAAAACCUUCCUCUAGCCAUGAACCAUUACUGCAGAAAAAACAUUCAGGGGCAACAGACGGAUUUAUGGGAAGGAAUAAUGAAGCCAAGCAAGCACAAUACACUCCUCAACAACAACAGAUUAUUGACUCCCACAUUGCUGCUGCAAGUAAACCAAGUGGAUUUGCUGCACAGGUUAGAGCUAGAGAGCAGGAGAUGAUCAAACAACAACAAGACUUGAUCAUGCGUCGGCAACGUCAGCUCAUGAAAGACGUAAAUAAUAAUCGUCGACUGUUGGAUUACGCGAAGAACGAACGUGAUCGUAAAGAAAUGAUGGCUGAAUUUAACAGUAAACGUUUAGCCAAUCGGGCUAUCCACGACGAGGAAGCUUUUGUAAAUAAGCUCGUCAGGCAAAGAGCAGUUCGCGCCCAUCCUAGUCCAGAAUAUCUAGAAGCUAUGGCUGCGUACAACGCAGCAAGGACAGGUCAAAGUCAAAAGCAUACCGUCAGAAAUAUUCCACACACGAUGUCUCCACCACCAAGGCAUGGUAUUUCUGUACCACAGGCUAACAAGAAACCCUCACCAUCUAUCUCCCCUCUUGAAGAUCGCAGUGCAGUCAGUACACGCUCUCCACAUGCAGAAGUCAACUCUUUAUCAGAGAUGCGCCGAACCAUUAAACGCCCAUCUUCCAGCCCACAUGAUGAACCAGUUCAGAGGAAAAUAAGAUCAACAUCCUCCGACACCAGAGCCGUCAAUGUUUUUCACAACGCUAUUGCUGAAGUCCAGAGAAGUGUCGCUGCACAACAGAUGCUUUACAAUUCCUAUAAAGGCGUGGCUGCAAAGAAACUGUCAAGUAUCCCUGUCAGAGAGCGUCUUCUGAUGGCCCGGAUGUCAGAACGUGAUCGUCAUGAACUCAUGGUUGCACAGAUGAUGGAAGAGCGGGCAAUACGAUCAUUAAAGUCAGAUUCUCGCUUGGGACAUAAGAGAAUGCAGAGCAAUAUCUCACCAUCCGUAGAAGAUGCAUCAUCGCACAGUGUAAGACAAUCUCGCGAAAACAUAGCAAAAUCUACGGAUAAUCCCACCUUGAGUAAUAACUUUCCCAGCUCGUCGCAAAAUAGAUUGCCACAAAACGAUGUGUCACAACGGUCAGUCAUGAACGAAAAUGCAACUGCCGACUAUUCACGCAAGCCUCAUUUUGCUAAACAAAACGGUGAAGCGGUAGGACAACCUGAAGUGAAAAGAAGUAGUCGACUUCCAUCCUAUGACGAUGCGAUUGCUGCCCAAAGGUCACUUUCAUCAGCAGAAAAGAAAGUCACUCCUGAUGUGAUGUCUACUGUAGCCCGUCAGCUGGUUUCCUCAAGUCAGGACUGGUUCAAAAAUUAUCUCUCUCGAGAAAUGGAACUUCAAGGAAAUAAUGUCCUCCAGUCGGAUAAAACACAAAAUAAGAUAGCGUCUGCUGAUCACAAUCCGUUUUCGAAAAACAAUUCUACUAGUGACCGGUUGACAAUGUCUCCUGUGGUAGAACUGACUAGGAAUUCAAAGAAAGAACACAAGCCUGAGAGCGAACCAGCAGAAAACGUUGAAGAAAGGAAGUGCUUGCCGGUCAAGGAGACAAGGAAAUCAUCCCCUACACUUCCAGUCACCCCACCUAUCCUUGAUGCCCUCGGUUUAGGUGGGCGCUUGCCACCUGGAGAGAACUCUAAGGAGGAAGACCCAGAAUUGAAAUCUGCCAUUGACGUUAAAAGGUCGUUUGGGAAACCUUUCUCUGAUGUCUAUCUUACACAGUCAUUCCAACCAGCAGCAGAUAUAAAACCGAUUUCUUCUCAACCCAAACCAAAACGCAAGGUGAAGCCAUUCACACCUGAGAAAGCAGUCGAGGAUUCGAGGGAAAACGGAAAUGCGAGUGAAGAGCAGAAGAAAUCAGAUGCACCGUCUGAUGUCAAGAACGAAGGUGAAGAAAGUCACAAGGUGAAUGAUCUGAUGCAAGCUGAUACAGCAUCGCUUGGAAGCAAGGAACGUGCUUUACAGCGAGCCAUCAUUAGAUUCAACGAAUCAGAAAAACAGCUCUCGGGUGGCGACAAAACAGAGAAGACACCCAGUCCAGGGGAAAAUGGCAAAACUAGUCCUCGAUUAAAACAAGUGCAGCGGAGAAAGAGACGAAAGCUAAGCAAGUUCAGAAGGCGGAUACGACUACAGCGAUCAGUGUCAAAUGUUCCAGUUCUUCAGAGUGGCAAGAAGAGAGGUCGGCCUCGUAGGUCAUCCUUGCCACCAUCUACAGACAUGGCAGCCAUGAUGAGGUCGAGGUUCCAAGACUUUAUUCCUACUAUCUUAGAAAGACGAACGAGAAAUUCUGGAUCAGAUCGAAUAAGGAAUUAUCGCUCGAUGUACGACGCCCGUAACAUUCGUUACGAACUGGAGAUCGAGAAGGAACAUGCAAAAGUGAUGGAGAGACGGCGUCGACUUCGAGAGUGCACCAAUAUGGAGAAUGUCAGCGCUACGGAGACAGACGACACCGCACAGGAUGAAGACUACGCACCUCAGACGAAGAAACCACGUGGUCGCCCAAGAUCCAAAUCUAAAGACGAGAACACUCCAACCACUUCAAAGGCUUCAAAGCAAAGUAGCCCGGGACCACCGCCAGGCGAAGGAACAACAACAGAUACAGGCCUUGAAAAAGAAUCGGACAGUCCGACCAAACCACUGCGAGUCGUUCUAGACCAGAACACACCCAAUCAUAUUAAACUGAAAUUCGUCAAUCUUCGCAGUAUAAGCACCAACGAGAAACAGGAGGAGGAGGAAGAGAUGCCUCCAUCCCGGCCACGCCGGCGGGGAAGACCACGCAAGUCCGCCCGGAAGUGUAAGCGCAAGACGAAAAAUCUCGGCCCGCCGAAAUCCCCGGAACCACCUAAGCUUGAGAUCAUGUCGCCACGCGAAGAUAAAGAAAAUGAAAGCGACUACGAAGAUUUUGUACAGGAUCCCGACUAUGAUGUGAUUAACCCGGAAGUGACAUUGCCAGAGUAUGCAAGGGUAAUCAGACCGGAUCCUCCUCAAGAAAUGAAACGCUUUCCACUCAAUAAGAAACUAGGAGAGACUGUCCUUCAUAGAGCAGCAUCGCAAGGAAAUAUGGAAAUACUUUCGUAUUGCAUCGACUACCGGGUCGUUGACGUGAACGUUCGUGACAAUGCAGGUUACACGGCAUUACAUGAAAGCUGUGUCGAAGGCCACAUCGACGUCGCUCAAUAUCUUCUCAGCCACGGGUCCGACGUCAACGCCAGCGCCGCAGACGGUACAAGGCCCAUCCACGACGCUGUUGAUAAUGAUCGAGUAGAGCUAGUCAGACUUCUGUUAGCGUAUGGUGCUGAUCCCUUCCUUGCCACAAACACAGGGCGUCAGGUUACCAAGUUAGCCCUCAACAAGAGCAGCGAAAUGAAGACAUUAAUAUUCGGAUAUUUGCAGGAUGUCAAUGGGGACAGGUCAAAGCUGGAACACGCUCCGCAACACGCUCUUGAUUACCAGUGGAGUUUCAACGGAUCAUGCAGUGUAUUCGAAUCGAACAGCAGUUCUGAGACAUACAUCUUUGCUGAUGUCCCUGGACCUGAUGAAAUGAAGAAACAAGAGAGUGGUGACGAAGAUGAAGGAGUAUUCUUUGAAAUGAGUGAUAAAGCCAUCCUACCGUCUUACAAUAUUCGCAUGGACAAUGAUGAUAAAUUCCGAAACUGGCUGCUGUUCUCUGACGUUUCAGAGCGACUAUCCGUGACAAAAGAAGAGCUUCUGAAGACGUACCCGGAUCUGGAGCCUGUCUCACUGUCGGAGUGUCAGUUCCGCCAAGCAGCUCAAGAAUCUCAAAUCAUGAAGUCGACACUGAAGAGAAGCAGAGAGGAUGACAGCAUUGUUGACCCGGAAGUGAAAGGUGAAGAUGUUGUAUUACUCGAGUUGAAUGAUAGCCUCAGGAACAUUCUUGGUAUGGAAUUGAAGUACGUGAGGUGAUACCAAAACAAAAAUAUCGACAAGACUAGGGACUUGUUUGUGCAAGGAGCAACGUAGGAUGCAUGCAAAGUCAGAGACGGAACUCUCUACAAAGAGGACAGGAGUGUUAUUGAAAUACCACAUAUGGCUUGCUUUGGAAGCACCACAGUCUCCAGUGCCGGUUUAUGUUUCAGAACAUGGAACAAUCUCCCUUCGAAAUCGCUACAUUUGGAUAAUCUGAAAAGGUACUUUGAUUAUCCAUUGCCAAAGUACUUAUGAAAGUGAGAUGGGUGCUAAUGAUUUGAAUUCUUCAUGUCGGAUCCCUGUGGGUUUCUGUCAUGACCGUAUCCUGGAAGUGUAAUCAUCGGUACCUGAUUGCAAAUUGUGUAAUAAUCAUUAUUGGUAGUUAAGCAA